Phoenix dactylifera (date palm) is the source of this 417-nucleotide messenger RNA. NCBI's taxonomy places the organism in Eukaryota, Viridiplantae, Streptophyta, Magnoliopsida, Arecales, Arecaceae. The record is from RefSeq and is a predicted model, not a curated record.
AUGGCAGAAAUUCCAAGAAAUACAAAGCAUUCCCCAACACCCAAUUCCAUUCAAAACCCAUCACCAAAUUCAUCAACUACUUUUAUAUUUUUGAACUUCAGUGACCCUGCAAAUUCUUACCGAUUAGAGAAUGGUGAUAAUCCUGGAAUGACUCUAGUUGCAGAUCUUCUCACCACAGAUAACUAUGCUACUUGGUCCAGGGCGAUGUGUAGAGCCUUGAGAGCCAAGAACAAGCUUGGAUUCAUUAAUGGAGCCAUUCCCAAGCCCACGAAUACUGAGGAUCUAUUAUUUGAAGCUUGGGAACGAUGUAAUGAUAUGGUUGUUUUUUGGAUCCAGAAUUCUAUCAGCAGCACACUCAAAUCAAGUGUAGUCUUUGUUGAUGAUGCUUCAGAGAUAUGGAUGGAGCUCCUGGAAUAG